UUGUGGCACCAUUCACAAAUAAAUGAGAAAUGUCAAAAAUUGGGCUCCACAAUGGCGGACGAGUCUGCUACCUUUUAUAGUGCUGUAGUAGUCAUUGUAGACCACAAAAUAUCCCCCCUACAUACCCCAGGGGGUAUGUUCUGUGUUGUAGACGUCAGACACAGCUGUCAGCUGUUAGUUGUUAUUGAUAGGGAAAACAUCGGCAAAUAAACAGUUAUCUCUAUUAAAAUAAUGUGUAGACCAAAGUAAUUAGAAUGUAAACGGCCAGUGUGGCGAUUUCAUUGUCCGAAUCUCUGAACAUCCGAGAGCAUCACUUGAAGAUGGCUUCAAUAAACACAACUCCAUUGCUACAAGAAGUAGACUCUGAAAUUGAGGACAGUGAUAUUCAUGAAAGCUUAGCUGUACGCGACAACAAGCCGUUGUUUAAGCCAAUUGAGCCUCGGGAUAAGUUCUACACAGUUUUCGUCAUAUUUUACAUCUUAGGUGUUGUCACUCUACUCCCAUGGAACUUCUAUGUUACAGCCAAUGAUUACUGGAUGUAUAAAUUCAGAGACACACGCAUUCAUAACAACUCCGUGACUGGAAGCCAACUCAUGAAUAAAACUACCCUACAAGCUGAGUUCACCUCGUAUGUUACAGUUGCUUCUGCUGUUCCCAGCUUGUUGUUCUUGAUAGUCAAUAUUACAAUUAGCCAGAAAGUAUCGGCCAAUAAACGCAUCUUAGGAUCGCUUUUCGGUAUGUUAACAUUGAUGUUGGCCACUCUUGUUUUCGUAGUAAUUGACACAGAUGAAUGGCAGUAUCUAUUUUUCAUGAUCACUUUGGUUAUAAUCGUCCUCUUAAACGUAUGCAGCGCAAUUCUAUCGGGAAGCGUGUUUGGAAUUGUCGGAAAUUUUUCCCCAGUUUAUAUAACAGCUACCAUAGGAGGACAAGCGUUGGGUGGGAUUUUUGCAGCUUUGGCCGAAAUAGUUUCUUUGGCAAUAGGCGCUUCGUCCACUCAUAGCGCUUUUGUGUAUUUUAUCAUCGGCAACCUGACUAUAGCCGGCUCGAUAGCUUUGUUCGUCGUUCUCACUAAAACUCUCUUUUACAAGUAUCACAUAGAGGACAAGUUUCUUAAUAUUUCGGACUUUGGAACCACUUCAAGCGCCCAACUGGUUUGCCAUAAAGUGGUUUUCAGGAAAACCUGGAUUUAUGGCUUAUCCAUGUUUUUUGUCUUUGCCAUUACCUUAAGCAUCUAUCCGGGGGUUACUGUACUUAUAGAAUCUGAGGGCAGGGGCAGUGGGAGCAAAUGGAAUGACGUAUUUUUCAUUCCAACAAUCACCUAUCUGCUCUUCAGCAUCGGAGAUUAUCUAGGUAGAAUAGCAGCUGGAAGAAUCCAGAAGCCAAACAAGGAGAGCGUAGUGCUUCUCUUGAGUCUUGCCAGAUUUGUGUUCAUUCCUCUUUUCAUGUUGUGCAACGCACAACCCCGAUACUAUUGGGGGGUAGUUUUCAACAAGGAUUACCAGUACAUUAUCAUUCUUUUCAUGUGCGCAAUCAGCAACGGGUAUUUAGCAAAUAUUGCAGCAAUUUUAGCCCCAAGAAAAGUCGAUGACUUUGAAAAAGAAGCUGCGUCGUUAAUGACUACAGUUUUUAUGGGCGUAGGACUCGCUUUCGGGUCCAUUAUCAGCUUAGUGAUGGUUAAGUUACUAUAAUUGGAAAACAUACAUAUCGAGAAUAAUCCACACUUUUAAACUUUACAAAGCUUCUUGACCUGAUUGAGUUGACUAAUAAAAUAGUUUUAUUUAAUUUAAACGCAUUGAAUGUGAUACCUUCUGUAGCCACCGGUAAAUUGGUCCAUUUGGGAAAAGGUUGUAUUAAUUAUAUGAAAAAAUCGGCCUUGAGGCUCUCUUAUUUGUAUAGUAGCUGGAGACGACUUUUUAUUUAUGUAUAUUUAUUUGAUACUGUUAGGCACAGAUUUAAUAAAGAAUCUCAAAAAUUAUCUAAAUCGGACUUAGAUAAGCUCUCUAAAAAAUCCUAUUUCAGCAACACAAAACUUAAAAACGCAGAGCAUCAAAACUUGAUUAAAGCCUUGCAAGUGUGCAUCUUAUUCUGAUGGGAAACUGAAACUAUUUGAAAAUAUCUUUGUUUUUAGUGAGCCUCAAAAUGGUAGUUUUGGCUUCUGCUUCUGUGGACAAAUCGUUAACUUUUCAAAAUGUAUAGUUCUGUUCUUCAGAGGACCUUGAUUUGGAAAUUCGAGCCUGAGCCCUGCCUAAAAUCGGCCUUUUUCAGUUUCAAUUGAAGCUGCAAACAAGUUUUUAGCUUGUAUUGAAAGUACAACUGAAAAAAUCCUUUGGAUCAUUUGCGUUCUGUUUACCACUGAACUUUGAACGUUUCUGCAAUCUGUGAGUUGAUUAAUUAUUUUGAAAUUUUGACGAUUUUUUAUAGACAGACAAGCCUGAAAAUGGCACGUUUUUGCCUACUUCUGUUCAGAAAUUAUGUUGUUGAUGGAACUUUUUACACAGUUUAUAAACGAACCUUUCUGUUUCUGCGAGCCGACUGUAACUUUCUGUAGUCUGUUUUGGAUGCUUAAAUCUAUGGAAAUUGUGACGAUUUAUUGCCGGGGAUUGUGGGAAAUUGUUCAUUUUUGAAACUCUAGUUUAUGGAUUUUCCGUUUACAAGCAAGCCUUGACUUUAUAAUUUUCUGCAGGCUGUUUCAGGCACUUAAAUCCAUUGCUCAUUUGUUUCAUAAGAAGUCCUGAGUCGAGUCUUAAAAUAGCACGCUCCUACCUACUUCUGUUCAGAAAUUGUGCAUUUUUGAUAUUAUCUUCUUUAGAACUCUCGUUUAUAAACAAACCAUGACUUCGUAAUUGCCUGUAGUUUGUUUCCAGUGCUUAAAUUGAUUAAAAUUGUGACGAUUUGUUGUUUAUGUGGUACUAAGUCGACCCUGAAAGCUAAACUGAACUUUAGGAUUUCUGUUCCUUCAGCUGUUUUCGCGUUGGAAAUAUCUGCAGCUGGUUUAUAUUAAUUAAUGCUAUUUCAAAUAUUUGCAGGUCCCGGUUUUAGCCGGAAGUAGACUUCAGGUCGCUUAUAUUAAGUACAAAACCCUGUAUAUUACAAGUUUAAUUUCUCCCAAAGAUUCUGAAUACCUUUUAUGUAUAACGUUUUUUGCAAAUAUCCAUUUAGAAGUUGUUUGCUCGUUUAUUAUUAAAUUUAAAUUUGUCCACAAGGUGUCUAGAAAAUUCAGUUACAAAAUUUUACAUCUAGUUGAUGUAAAAUAGAAACAAAGUAGAAUGAUUGGCGUUUUUGGGCAAAAUCUAUAACAAUUGACUCACUUAAAAUUUACAGAGCAGCAAUGAAAAUGGUCAUUUGCUUUAAUCAUUUCCCAUACUUGAGCAUUGAAUUGAAAGAAGUUUUGCAGGUUGUAGAGGAAACUUACUGACAAAGUAAAAACUAGUUAAAAGGUAUAAAACUGAGGUUUCUCGAAAUCGAAAAUUUUAAUCGCAUUAAUUUAAGCUCUGGUUGUGGAUUUUGAUGGUUUUACAUAUUUCUCAUUUCCUUCUAGUUUCAAUAAAAAYAACUCUAGAACUUUACCAAAAUAAAUAUMAAUUUCASAAUAUUUUCMAUUGUCUGGUAAACCUUAAAGGAAACUAUAAUAGAGCAAACUCGACCAAGACUGAAUUUUUUGUUAAUAUUAAUUAGGAACAGUAAAUGCAACUUUUCCGCCASAUUGAGACGCAAAUUACUGGUGCUACUGUUAUUAAUUYGCAUUUCUUAAUAACUGCCAGAAUUGUAAAUUCAAUAAAUCAGUAUUCUAUGUAAUUCGCCAAAGAACAUAUCAACAGCCAAUGCUGCUUAAUGGAAAUAUACAUAUUUUAGAACAAUGGA
Molecule: messenger RNA, 3861 nt
Organism: Dendroctonus ponderosae (mountain pine beetle)
Lineage: Eukaryota; Metazoa; Arthropoda; Insecta; Coleoptera; Curculionidae
Product: equilibrative nucleoside transporter 3
Exons: 9
Coding region: 321-1688 (455 amino acids)
Biological process (GO): nucleoside transmembrane transport
Cellular component (GO): plasma membrane
Molecular function (GO): nucleoside transmembrane transporter activity
Source: RefSeq, a predicted model, not a curated record